Molecule: messenger RNA, 1769 nt
Organism: Aspergillus aculeatus ATCC 16872
Lineage: Eukaryota; Fungi; Ascomycota; Eurotiomycetes; Eurotiales; Aspergillaceae
Product: glycoside hydrolase family 76 protein
Exons: 3
Coding region: 183-1568 (461 amino acids)
Biological process (GO): carbohydrate catabolic process; fungal-type cell wall biogenesis
Molecular function (GO): mannan endo-1,6-alpha-mannosidase activity
Source: RefSeq, a predicted model, not a curated record
UCCUCAUCUUCGACCUCGACUUCGACCUCGACCUCGACCUCGACCUCGAUCUCGAGCCCCUCCCGCAUUCUGCCAAUCCGUGUCCGCCGCCGUCCCUGCACCCUUCAUCAACGCGUCUGCGCAUGUCGAGGCAGCGGCCGCCUCAUUCCUUCGCUUAAGACACUCCUCAUAGUCUAUAGAGAAUGAUAUUGUCCCCGCGCUGGUGGACGGCUAUGCUGGCCGUCCUUACCGUGAGCCAGGACACAGUCAGAGCCUUAGAGUUAGAUCUCAAUGAUGAGCAAUCGAUCAAGAACGCCGCCGCGACGGCAGCCUACAACAUGAUGAGCUACUACCACGGCAACGAAUCUGGGCAGAUACCGGGCAAAUUGGUAGAUACAUGGUGGGAAGGAGGCGCCAUGUUUAUGACACUGAUUCAAUAUUGGUACUGGACCGGCGACACAUCCUACAACGCAGUCACCACCGAAGGUAUGCUCUGGCAGAAGGGCCAGAACGAUUACUUCCCCGCCAAUUACAGUAAUUACCUCGGAAACGAUGACCAGGUGUUCUGGGGGCUGGCCGCAAUGACGGCAGCCGAGUUGAAUUACCCAGAGGAGGACGGCCAACCGUCUUGGCUGUCGCUUGCUCAGGGUGUCUUCAACACUCAAGUACCCCGCUGGGACACUACCAGUUGUCAAGGUGGUUUGCGCUGGCAGCUGUGGCCCUAUCAGGCUGGAUAUACCACCAAGAACGCUAUCUCCAACGGAGGUCUCUUCCAAUUAGCGGCGCGACUGGGCCGCUACACCAACAAUGAGACGUACAGCAACUGGGCGGAGAAGAUCUACGACUGGAUGGCGACCACCCCGCUCCUGAGAGAGGACGAGUGGUCCAUUGCUGAUACGACCACCACGCAGACGGAGUGUAAAGACCAUGGAGAUCUCCAAUGGACGUACAACUACGGAACGUACAUCAGUGGAGCUGCCUAUAUGUAUAACCACACCAACGGAGGAGACAAGUGGAAGAAGGCGCUGGACGGCUUGCUCGGAACUACCUUGCAGAAGUUCUUCCCUCAAGAAUUCGGCGGCAACAUCAUGUCCGAGAUCUCCUGCGAACCGAACAUGAUGUGCGAUCGCAAUCAAGACUGCUUCAAGGGGUUUCUGUCAUCCUGGUUGACAUUCACCACCACCAUUGCGCCGUACACCGCGGGUGAGAUCAUCCCGAAAAUCCAGCAGUCGGCCCUCGCAGCGGCCAAGCAAUGCUCUGGCGGCAAAUCAGGCACUGAAUGCGGCCGCCGCUGGCACCAGGCGACUUGGGAUGGGGAGACUUCGCUGGAGUCUGACAUGAGUGCACUGAGCGUCUUUUCUUCCACUCUGAUUGCCCACAAGGGCCAAGAACAGAGUCACCAAGGACCGUUGACUUCGGAUACUGGGGGCACCAGCAAGAGUGAUCCCAACGCGGGCACUGCCCCGAAGGAACCACCCAACGAGCUGCCAGAAAUCACGGCUGGGGAUCGGGCGGGUGCUUCGAUCCUGACCGUUGCGUUCGUGUGUGGCUGGGCUGCCGCUGUGACCUGGUUGGUUUAUGGUGGUUAGUUUAGAGUGUAGACGUAUAUAUAUAUUUCUUUCUAUGGCUGGCGUUGGUGUUGUAUAUAGGAAGGGUUUCUGGACUGGCGUAUUUCCCUUGCUUCUUGCUUGAUAAAUGGUAACCUGCUUGCCAACGCUCGAUGGCUCUUUGUAUCAUUAUUUGGAGAUGGUUGCCCUUUUCAUGUUGGUUGUCUGUUAUGCGGGCUUGCU